AUGGCGGACGUGAAGGCGCUGGAACAUCCAACUCUCAAGGUUCCAUACGAAGUAUUGAACAAGAAGUUCCGCACUGCCCAGAAAAAUAUUGACAGAGAAGUUGCCCAUAUUCAGACUGCAACCUGUGAUUUGGAGAAGUGUCUUCAACAACAACCUUCUACUGGAGAAGUCAACAAAAUGCUGGAUGGUGUGGUGGAAAAACUCACUUUGUUGAAGCGAAAGGCUGAGGAGAGUGUGGCUGAUGAAACUGAAGCUGCAAAGGCGUGCAAGAGAAGAGUGGACCACUUGAAAGAGUUUGAAAGGCUAAGUGUGACUGCCCAAAACCAGUGGAAGAAGAAACGCCUUGAUCGAAUGCUGGUGGACUACUUCCUGAGAUCUGGCUACUACAAUACUGCGCUGAAAUUGGCUCAGGACUCAAGUAUAGAGGAUCUGACCAACAUCGAGCUGUUCCUGAUCAGCAAGGAGGUGGAGGAAUCCCUCAUGACAAAGGAGACUGCGAAAUGUCUCACCUGGUGUCAUGACAACAAGUCAAAGCUUAGGAAAUUAAAGAGCUCUUUGGAGUUCAAUCUGAGACAGCAAGAAUUCAUUGAAUUGAUCAGGUGCAACAAGAGAAUGGAUGCAGUCAGGCAUGCUAGGAAAUUCUUCACCAACUUAGAAGAUAACCAGUUGUUUGAUGUGCAAAGAGUGAUGGGGUUAUUAGCGUUUCCUAGUGAUACAAAUGUCUCCCCCUACAAGGAAUUGCUAGACACGUCUCGUUGGGAAUCUCUGGUGCAACAGUUCAGAUAUGAGAACUUCCGACUCCAUCAGCUGAACACGUAUUCUAUCUUCGGUGUGUGCUUACAAGCUGGCCUGUCUGCUCUCAAAACGCCCCAAUGCUACAAGAAGGAUCAAGAAACUCGCAAUCCUGACUGCCCAGUUUGUAGCAAGCACUUGAAUGAGCUGGCCCGAUCGCUUCCAUUCUCCCACUGUUCCCAAUCAAGGCUGAUCUGUGCAAUGUCGGGCAAGUCUCUAAAUGAACACAACCCACCUAUGAUGCUACCAAAUGGAUACGUCUAUGGUUGUGAUGCUUUGUCGAUCAUGGCUGCCGAGAAUGAUGGCAAGGUGGUUUGUCCAAGGACAAAGGAGGUCUACACUCUCGACGAAGUCGACAAAGUGUUUGUGAUGUGAUAUUUGACAAUACUUGUUUUAAUUUUUGAGAAGCUGUCAGUUCAGAGAUGAUAACUCUAGAAAAUUGCUGUAAUUUGCCCUUUUUUUCUUCUUUGGUUCAUAAGGGUACUGUACACCGAUUUUGUUGCAUCGAUUAUGACUGCGAUAAGAGAUGGACCACAAGUUCGUUCACUUGGUCUCAUUAUGGAUUGUCAUUAGUUCUGGAAGUUAAAGUAGGAAACACUCCAGUUCAUUGUGUGCAUCACUGAGUUCCUGUGGAGAGGGCAGUUCUUUAUUGCAUGCCAAAUGUUUGCUUUCUGACAUAUAUCAGCAGUUUCUCUACAGUAGUGCCAGUCUAACAGUACCUUGGGCUUCUAUUAAUUUAAGGCUCAUUUAAAGGGAAUUCCUUUUGAUGUCGUAAUUAUUUUUUUCACCCUUCUUUCUUGUCUAUUCAUAGACUUCAACUGGUGUCAAAAUGAUCCCAACUCAUCCAACCCCAUAGCAAAAAUGAGUGUAAAGGUCCCUAUGAACCAAAGAACUUUUUUAAAUGGCUUUAUAUUCUGCUCAUUGUUUUUCAGACUGGAGAUACAAUUUCCAUAUUGUUGUAGAUUUUUCUGUGGGUGUUCCUGGCUUACUUAAAGAAAGCACAUGAAAGGUUAAUUUCUUAAACAAGGUCAAUUCAAGUCAGCGAUUUUCUGAUUUACAUUCCUACUCCCACUUUUGUGACAGUUUUAAAAUUUUUGUUUUUUCUGGGGAAAAGUGUCCAUGCAAGCUAUCAGUUUGAAAUGAACUGUUGAAGUGUCAAUGGGGGAAGAGGACUUUUGAUAAGUACCUUCGGAUAGCACAGCUAGAAAGGUACCGUUUCACUGGUUGUACAAGCAUUGUAACGACAACACCAACAGCUGAUGACUUCAUGUUGGCUGUUGUUAGUUUAAAAACGAUUUGUAAAGCUUUGAUAUUGGCCAUAAGUGAGAUUUAUGUAGACUGAUCUUUCUUUUCUACCAGAGACACACCAAACAUCAUUUGCUGCAAUAUAUUGUGCAAAGGUUAAAGGGCAUUGAAAAUAUGUGUUGUAUCAUCUGUAACUAUUCAUAGAACUAGACAUUAGAAUGAUGGUGGCGCUAGUUUCAAAGUUUAAUGUUCUUAGUAUUAAUGCAUGAAGAGUAAUGUUUUCAAGAGAUUUAAUACAUGAUAUUCAGCAGAUCUGAGUCAACGGUUAGAAUUAGAAAUCAAGGUCUAUCUGCAGAGAGUUCAUCUUCAGUCCAGUAAGCCUAAACUUUUCCUUUUAGCGCUGAUGAUGCUUGGGACAGUAUUCAAUUUUUUUAAGGAAAGUUGGCCUGAAGGUUGUUGGGUAUCAAGUUAAGUUGGACUACAAAUGUCCAAUUCUAGGAAUUGUAACUGUUCUGUUGGAUAUUGGAGAAGAAAUUAAAAUCAUUUUGUGCAUUUUUUAUGCGGUGGUUUUUUGAUGAAAAGCAUCAAAAUACUCCUUUAAGUGUAUUUAAUAAAGAUUUUUUAUAUGAUACAUCA
This is a messenger RNA of Lineus longissimus, 2673 nucleotides long. Its product is annotated as E3 ubiquitin-protein transferase MAEA-like. Gene Ontology annotation, molecular function: protein binding; ubiquitin protein ligase activity. The record is from RefSeq and is a predicted model, not a curated record. Gene Ontology annotation, biological process: proteasome-mediated ubiquitin-dependent protein catabolic process. Gene Ontology annotation, cellular component: nucleus; GID complex; cytoplasm. Bases 1 to 1167 code for a protein of 388 amino acids. The transcript has 9 exons. Lineage: Eukaryota; Metazoa; Nemertea; Pilidiophora; Heteronemertea; Lineidae.